This is a messenger RNA of Nicotiana attenuata, 324 nucleotides long. RefSeq lists its product as uncharacterized. The transcript has a single exon. The record is from RefSeq and is a predicted model, not a curated record. NCBI's taxonomy places the organism in Eukaryota, Viridiplantae, Streptophyta, Magnoliopsida, Solanales, Solanaceae. The coding region runs from base 1 to 324 and encodes 107 amino acids.
AUGUCUAGUGUUCAUUCAUCGACAAUAUUAGCGGAGACAAUUUCAUGGUAUUGUACCUUGUUCUUGGCAAUCAUGUUGCUUUUGAGCUGUUGCGAAUCGACGGAAAGUGAAUUCGCAGUGCAAAUGCACGAGCAGCAGAAGUUGGCUAUGAAGAAGCUGCCAUUAUGUGAUGAAAUUUAUGUGGUAAAAGAAGGAGAAACAUUGCAUACAAUAAGUGAGAAAUGUGGAGAUCCUUUUAUUGUUGAAGAAAAUCCACAUAUUCAUGAUCCUGAUGAUGUUUUCCCUGGAUUAGUUAUCAAGAUUACUCCUUACAAGAGUACGUAA